ACUGUGUGCAACCGAGAUGACAUGAGCAGCCAACACUUUACACAGAGUAGCAGCUGAAAAUGUGAUCAUACAGAAUAAAACAACAUGUAAAGACUCAAAGCUUUCGGCUUUUGCUUUAGCUGUGGAGAGGGACGGGGUAUUCUGCUAUUUGCCAUUCGUGUUUCUGGAAAGGCGUGCCCUUUAUUGUCGGACGCGAAAACUCGUCGUAAUCAUGCAGCAAUCAUUUUGAUGAUCACGGCCACCCCCCCCCCGAGAGCCGCGAGAACCCACGUUCACCGCCCUCGCCACGAGAACUUCAGCGCUGUGCGCAAAGGCGCAGACGGGACAUCUGGAGAGCUUUUACGCACAGAGGUGAGGCACAGCGGCAGCGCCCUGCAUGCAACACGAAUGACAGGCGUGCAUAUAAACUCUCUGAAUUAUUGUAACAUUUAUUUCUUGCAUCCGUUCAUGUGAUACGGCCAAAUUGUAAGACAAACAAAUCUGUAAACACUCGCCAUGGAAGAGAAUCUAAGUAAUUUGAGCGUGCUGAACUGGGAGCAGGUAAAGCGUCUGGAUGUCAUCCUCACCGAAUCCAUCCCCAUUCACGGCAAAUGGAACUUCCCCACUUUGGAGAUGAAACCCAGGGAUAUCGUCAAAGUCGUGCGGAGUCGCAUGGAAGAGCGCAAGAUUCACGUCCGGGAGGUCCGGCUGAACGGUUCCGCGGCCAGUCACGUUCUCCACGAGGACAGCGGUUUGGGCUACAAGGACUUGGACCUCAUAUUUUGCGCGGAUCUGAAAGGCGAAGUGGAGUUUCAGACCGUCAAGGAUAUCGUUCUCGACUCCCUCCUGGAUUUCCUGCCUGAAGCUGUGAAUAAAGAGAAAAUCACACCAGUUACAUUAAAGGAGGCUUACGUGCAGAAGAUGGUGAAAGUGUGUAAUGAUUCAGACCGCUGGAGUCUAAUCUCCCUCUCCAACAACAGCGGGAAGAACGUUGAACUGAAGUUUGUGGAUUCCCUGCGGCGCCAGUUUGAGUUCAGCGUUGACUCUUUUCAGAUCCGUCUGGACUCCCUCCUCCUCUUCUACAAGUGCUCUGAAAACCCCAUGUCUGAGACAUUCCACCCCUCCAUCAUGGGAGAGAGCGUUUACGGAGACUUCAAUGAAGCCUUGGACCACCUGCAACAGAAACUGAUCUGCACACGAAAUCCAGAAGAGAUUCGAGGUGGCGGCUUGCUGAAGUACUGCCACUUGUUGGUGCGAGGUUUCCGUGCGGCUUCGGAAGCCGAGAUGAAGCUUCUCGAACGCUACAUGUGUUCCCGGUUCUUCAUCGACUUCUCAGAUGUGGCGGAACAAAGGCGCAAGUUAGAAUCGUAUCUGCAGAAUCACUUUGUGGGAUUAGAGGACCGUAAGUACGAGUACUUGACCACCCUGUAUAGUGUCGUCAAUGAAAGUACAGUAUGCUUGAUGGGACACGAACGGCGACAGAUUCUGAGCCUCAUCACCAUGUUGGCGGUACGUGUUCUGGCGGAGCAGAAUGUAAUUCCCAAUGUGGCUAACGUCACUUGCUAUUACCAGCCUGCACCUUACAUUGCAGAUGGCAACUUUAGCAAUUACUACAUUGCUCAGGUGCAGCCAGUCUAUGCCUGCCAGCCCGCCCGCACAUUCUCAUCGUGGUUGCCCUGCAACUGACCAAUUGUUAACUCACAUUUGGUCCGACAUGUCUAAUUAGAGCACUCGCCCAAUGAGACCAGUUGACAAGUCUGUAUUUGUGUGCUCUACAAUGUGAGAAAAACCUUUCCGAACUGGCUGCUGCCAGCUCACUGCAAGGAGAAGCUACAAGCACGUCAGAUGAAGAAAAAGGAAGGGGAGAGUGAGGUAACUUGGAUUCGUUCCCAUCAGGCAGCACAUUCUACAUAGGCUUUCCAUGGCUAUGUGCCAGGCCUACAGAAGCACAACACUGGCUGAGAGGAAACACCAUGGGAACUCUAUGAGAGUAAUACAGACACAAAAGGGACUAUCUUUGUGUUUGUGUACAUAUGUGUGUGAUAGACAUACUUGAAGAAUCAAAGAUGUCCCGCAUAUUGUGUUGAAAGGGCAGAUAGAUUAGCAAGAGAACUUUUUUGAUGCCCACUACUCAUGCUAUAAGACUGAAACCAAUGGACACUUUUCUCAUGCCAAGGAUAUUCUCAUAGAUACCAGAUACCCAAAAAACAGAUUAUCAUUUAAGUGCCUUAAACUGGUUUUAAUUUUAAUUUUAAAUCACUCUGUUAAUGACCCCAAAGUAUGUUGGUCAAGACAUCUUUUUGGAGUCACAUAUGAAUGAAGGUAGUGUACAAUAGCAAAUGGAUAGACGAGUUUUAAAGGUCACUUCCAACGGAUAGUUUUAAGACCUAUUUCUUAUAAUGUAUUUGUUUAGGGGCCUAUAUGAAAGUGUUGCAUGAGAUGCUUUUUACAACCGAGGCACUUGCAAGAUUGGUAUACCUGUGUGUAAGACUGUACAUAUGAGUUUUUCGCAGCUUCUUGUCUCAUCUAAACUGACCUCAAUGUACUGUUGGCUCAAUGCUGGCUUAGCUCAGAUUAAAAUGUCCACGGCAAUGCCAUUACAUCUAAGGCAGGGAAGUAAAACAGGUCGAGGCCGAACAGGAAGAGAACUAAUGAAAGUUGUUGUUAUAUCCAGGUUACCUGGCGUCUUUCUGAAGGCCUAAUUAUCACACAGCCACCAAAUCCAGAGAUUAUACCUUUGACACAUCUGACCUGCAUAUCCUGGGGGAUUAAGACCAGCAUAUACAUAGCAGUGAGAGGCAGAAGCUUGUUUAAGGGAAGCAGAACAUAUACCAAAGAUAUUCUUGAUAUUCCUCAAGAUUGUGAAGCGUAAAAGCAUCUACAUGCUGUUGGAACUCAAUGCAACACAAUCCCCCAG
Molecule: messenger RNA, 2896 nt
Organism: Carassius carassius (crucian carp)
Lineage: Eukaryota; Metazoa; Chordata; Actinopteri; Cypriniformes; Cyprinidae
Product: terminal nucleotidyltransferase 5A-like
Exons: 3
Coding region: 496-1665 (389 amino acids)
Biological process (GO): mRNA stabilization
Molecular function (GO): poly(A) RNA polymerase activity; RNA binding
Source: RefSeq, a predicted model, not a curated record